UAUUAAGUGACAGAAACCAGACACAAAAGGACAAAUACUAUCUGAUUCCACUUAUAUCAAGUACCCGGAAUAGUUAAAUUUGUCGAGACAGAAAGUAGAAUAGUGGUUACCAGGGCCUGGGAAUGGGGAGAUGUUGUUUAAUGGCACAGAAUUUCAGUGUGAGAUGAUGAAAAAGUUCUGGAGAAAGGGUAGUGGUGAUUCUUGCACGACAGUGCAAAUGUACUUAAUGCCACUGAACUGUACACUUAAAAUGGCAAAUUUUAUGUUAUGUGUAUUUUAUCACAAUACAAAAAGAUGACCUAGAAAUACCAUGCUGCUCUAAGAAAGAAUAAGAAAGAUUUCUGUAUACUAAUAUUAUACUGAUAUUGAGAGAUUCCCAAGAUAGAUUAAGUAAAAAAAAAAAAAUAAUAAAAAGGGUAAAAUGCUAUCUUUUGUGUAAAUAAGGUCAGGUAAAAAUAUAUAUUCAUGUUUGCUUGUAUUUGCAUAAAGAAACCCUGGAAGGCUUAAUGAACAGCUAAUAAAAGUUGUUACCUCUAGGAGGCAAGAUGGGCUGGGGUCCCUGGGGGCAGGAGUGGUAGGUAAUGAGACAUCUCAGUGUAUUUCUUUUUAUGUACUUUUGAUUUUUGAGCCAGGUAAACGUGUUACCUGUUCAAAAUAGUGUUUAAUAGUGGGACUUCAAGUGGAUUCGUUGUAGAAGGAUCGAUAAUUUGUGGUCACAGAAAACACAAUUUUUUAGAGGUAUUGAUUAAACAUUGCUACAUGUGACAUCCCCUCUCCUAGACAAGUGGAGUCAAGAAGUCAGGAGUGUGUGCUAAUAUUUGGUGUUUCAAGAGCCUGGUUUAGAUGCAGAAGUGAGUUUUACCUUCCCUUCCUCUGCUAGCAGCAAAGAGAACAUAUUUUGCGUAUUCUGCACCUAAGUUCAUCAAUACCAAGGAGUCAGAGAGAGAGAGAGAGAGAGAGAGACAAGUCAUUGCGCCCGGAGUGAAGUUCAUCAAUACCAAGGAGUCAGAGAGAGAGAGAGAGAGAGACAAGUCAUUGCGCCCGGAGUGAGGACUUUUACCAGGGCCCAAGUGCUUGAAGGUUGACCAUGGCAGGUGGUGUCAUUAAACACAUUACUCCACCAAGUUUGGGAGCAUAAAGCAUUCAAAAGCAGGAAACUGUCUGGAUAUAGCUCUGCAUCCCUCCAAAAUGCCACCUUCUCUGAUUCCAUCAUUAACUGGGAGCAUAUUAUAUCUAACAUUUGUAUCUGAAACAAGCAGCAGGGUUGCCUAACUUUUCUUAGGCAGCAGGAACAGAGAUAGCAGCUGAUAGCUGAGCACCCAUCUAAUUGCUCCCCACUCCCUCUCCCUGCCAAGGGAUAGGACUAUAUUAUGUCUUCCCUCUUUUCCCACCUAGAUCCAACAGGAAAUACAGACAGAAUUGUGAGGCAGCCUCUGAAAAGUGGAGGGUGGGCUAGGAGAAGCCCAGCCCAUCCUAGCACUUGCCUCUUAGCUGUGUUCCAGGGCAUAUGGGUUGGAGGGACAGCCUGGGGAGUCAUAUCCAGGAAUUGUGCCCAAAUUACAGCUGGUAGAGCACUUCCCAGUAAGGCUGUCAAGGUGUGGGUAACGAUAAAGACUGAGGUACAGAGCCAAAAUGACAGAACUGAGGAACUAGGAAAUCUAUCAUUGAAAGUACUAAAGAAGUAGGCACCUGGGAAGUAGUCUCAAGAAGUUCCAGAGGUGGAGUUCAGAUGAUUUUUACAUGAUUCCAGCCCAGGCACUCAAGCUUUUGCGAGAACUGAAGCACCCUAAUGUGAUCGCACUGCAGAAGGUGUUCCUUUCUCACAGUGACAGGAAGGUGUGGCUGCUGUUUGAUUAUGCAGAACAUGAUUUGUGGCAUAUUAUUAAGUUUCACCGUGCAUCAAAAGCAAAUAAAAAGCCCAUGCAGCUGCCAAGAUCUAUGGUUAAAUCAUUACUUUACCAGAUUCUUGAUGGUAUCCAUUACCUCCAUGCAAAUUGGGUGCUUCACAGAGAUCUGAAACCAGCAAAUAUCCUAGUAAUGGGAGAAGGUCCUGAGAGGGGGAGAGUCAAAAUAGCUGACAUGGGUUUUGCCAGAUUAUUCAAUUCUCCUCUAAAGCCACUAGCAGAUUUGGAUCCAGUAGUUGUGACUUUUUGGUAUCGGGCUCCAGAACUUUUGCUUGGUGCAAGGCACUAUACAAAGGCCAUUGAUAUAUGGGCAAUAGGUUGCAUAUUUGCUGAAUUGUUGACUUCAGAACCUAUUUUUCACUGUCGUCAGGAAGAUAUAAAAACAAGCAAUCCCUUUCAUCAUGAUCAACUAGAUCGGAUAUUUAGUGUCAUGGGGUUUCCUGCAGAUAAAGACUGGGAAGAUAUUAGAAAGAUGCCAGAAUACCCCACACUUCAAAAAGACUUUAGAAGAACAACGUAUGCCAACAGUAGCCUCAUAAAGUACAUGGAGAAACACAAGGUCAAGCCUGACAGCAAAGUGUUCCUCUUGCUUCAGAAACUCCUUACUAUGGAUCCAACCAAGAGAAUUACCUCAGAGCAGGCUCUGCAGGAUCCCUAUUUCCAGGAGGACCCCUUGCCGACAUUAGAUGUGUUUGCUGGCUGCCAGAUUCCAUACCCCAAACGAGAAUUCCUUAAUGAAGAUGAACCUGAAGAGAAAGGUGAUAAGAAUCAGCAACAACAGCAGAACCAACAUCAGCAGCCCACAGCCCCUCCACAGCAGGCAGCAGCCCCUCCACAGGCGCCCCCACCACAGCAGAACAGCACCCAGACCAACGGGACUGCAGGAGGGGCCGGGGCUGGGGCCGGGGGCGCCGGAGCAGGGCUGCAGCACAGUCAGGACUCCAGCCUCAACCAGGUGCCUCCCAACAAGAAACCGCGGCUGGGGCCUUCUGGCGCCAACUCAGGCGGGCCUGUGAUGCCGUCGGAUUAUCAGCACUCCAGUUCUCGCCUGAAUUACCAAAGCAGCGUUCAGGGAUCCUCUCAGUCCCAGAGCACACUAGGCUACUCCUCCUCGUCCCAGCAGAGCACGCAGUACCACCCAUCUCACCAGGCCCACCGGUACUGACCAGCCGCAGCCCAGAGCACCGACUCCAGCAAUAUGAUGUCUGCAUUGAAAAGAACCAAAAAUGCAAACUAUGAUGCCGUUUAAAACUCAUCCACUUAGGAGGAAAACUACAUACUGAGCAUUUUGCAGGACUGCCUGAUGUCUCUUCUUUAUUGACUUAAAGAAGAUUUUUGUGAAGUUUCCCGACACCCUUUCCCCGCAUGUGUUCCAUCGUGGCUCUCUGAUAAAGCGUCUGAUCUAACCCCAGCACUUAGCUCCUGUAACCUUCAGCAUUUUUUGGGAAGGAUUUCCUGGUGCACCUUUCUCAUGCUGUAUCAAUCACUAUGAUUUAUCUUUUCAAAGCUCUUUUAAUAGGAUUUUAAUGUUUUAGAAACAGGACUCCAGUGGUGUAUAGUUUUAUACUUCAUGAACUAAUUUAGCAACACAGGUAAAAAUGCACCUUUUAAAGCACUACGUUGUUCUCACAGAAUAUAACUGUUCUGCUCAUGAAGUCUUAAACAGAAUCUGUUACUGUCCCAAAGUACUUUACUAUUAUGUUUUUAUUUAUCUAGUUUCAGGGAGGUCUAAUAAAAAGACAAGUGGUGGGACAGAGGGAACCUACAACCAAAAACAGCCUAGAUUUUUUUGCAGUUACUAUGCUUUAUGCUAAGAAGACCUGACGUAGGUGGUGAUUUUUAUGUAAUCAUUCAUAUGGAACAUAGUUCCCAGAAUCCUGUUAUUCUGAAUGGUAUUCGGUCAUUAAGGUUUAUAAUUUUAACCUUCGUGUAGCUCAGUCUACCUUGAAAAGGGUUUCAAGAGCUUUGAUGAAUACAGUCCUGUGGUGACCGACUCCAGAAAGCUGAAGAGAAUACUAACUGCACUAGGAUUUCUUUAAGGAGUAAUGUUGAUCAAAGGACGUAUUACUUCCCUUUGAAGGAAAAGCUUUUAGUGUGUAUUGUACAUAAAGUUGGCUUCUCUAAAGAACUGUUGGUUUCUUCGCAUCUGGAUUAGCUUGAGUAACAUUCUUACAUAAUCGAGGGUACUCAAGUGGAAGCCUGCAAAUUAAUCUGCUCUUAAAAGAAAUAGCAGUGUUCUCCAUUCAUAUUUGCAUUAGACAUAGAGUGACUAUUUUUAAAGCAUGUUAAAAAUUUAGGUUUCAUUCAUGUUUAAAGUAUGUAUUAUGUAUGCAUAAUUUUGCUGUUGUUACUGAAACUUAAUUCUAUCAAGAAUCUUUUCAUUGCACUGAAUGCUUUCUUUUGCCCCUAGGAGAAAACUUAAUAAUUGUGCCUAAAAGACUAUGGGCAGAUAGUAUAUGACUAUACCAGAUCAAAUGUAUAUUUGCAUUUCCGUGAUCUAUGAAUUAGAGGCUGGGUUCUUUCUUAGCCAGUGUAAGGAACCCCUGACUCCCCAGAGUCACAAGGAAAUGUAAAGACUUGUAGAGCUCCCAUUGUAAUGUAAGGGGCAGGAAAUUUGUGUUCUUCUGAAUGCUACUAGCAGCACCAGCCUUGUUUUAAACAUUUUCUUGAGCUAGAAGAAAUAGCUGAUUGUUGUAUAUGCAAGUUAUAUGCAUUUUUUUUUUACUAUUCUUUGUGAACUUAUCUACCUGGUUAUGAUACUCUGGGUCCAUACACAAGUAAAAUAAGACUCUUAGACAGAAGCCAGUAUACAUUUUGCACUAUUGAUGUGAUACUGUAGCCAGCAAGGACCUUACUGAUCUCAGCAUAAUAAUGAUUAUUAAUAAUAAGGACUAUGUAGUGACCCUCAUCAACACUGAAGAUGAAACAGUUGACAUGCUCCAUUGGGAGGAAUUUCUGAUUGUCUCCAUGGUAACUUACCCCUUCCAUUUUGUAAAAUGAGAAAUUAAUAGCCCUCUGCAUAAUGUAGCUACCUGUAUAAAGUUCUGUCCUGUGCCCUGAAACCUCCUUGUCCAGAGCGCUUGGUCAUCAGAUGCUUAUUGCACCUCACCGUGUGCCCAAUGCCGUGCUGGGUGGAAGACACAAAGGGCAAGACGUACUCCCUGUCCUUAAGGAGCCUGUGAUUGAUUCCCUGAUAGGAAGCUCUCCUGGGAGGAUUGGCUUGUAAGUGAAACCGUCUUAGAAUAUGAAGGUCCUUUUGUUUACUUCUAAAACCGCUUGGUUAGAGUUAUUAUUCCAAGUUCUACUUUAUAAUAAACAGUGUUAUGGAGAGGUUUCUAUGUUUCUAAUUACCUUUGAGAAAGCCAGUGAUUAAAGAUCACAACCGGCAUUAAUGUGUAUGUGAAAUGUUCACAGCAGCCUUUCGACAACAAUUGGGUGGCCCUUGUAGGCAGAACGCCCGCUACUAAGUGGUUGUAGGAAAUUACAGUGAAAAUAGAGGCUCUGCUCCUGGCCUCAAGGGGAGUGUACAUUUCAUAAAAGGAGGACCCAGAUGUGGGCAUGAACCAAAAUACCUUGCCCCUUAAUACUUUCUAAGCAACGUUGAUAUACAGUUCUUAUGAUAUGUGUUUAUACGAUCACAGGACUACCUUGCUUUCCUGUUUAUAGUGAAUUUUACUGGCAGAAGUGGUAUGGAAACUGUCAGGGGAUUUCAUCAGUUGCUUCCAGUACAUGGUGUUCUCCAGGAUAUAGCCAGAUAGCCCUGUUAACACACGUGACUGGGUUUCCCAUCAGCGUGCUUUCCUGCUGUGUCCUCACUUCAGGGUUGAUGAUGCCCACUGGUGCCCAUUACCCUUUGAAAUAAUUUGGUUCAUAAUACCCUGUAAAAGGGAACAAAGCCUUUAAUACACCUACGAGCCCUAAAACUGUGGGACCUCAAAGGAGACCUGUGAAGCUUUUUGAGGUUAACAUUUACCUUUUUGGCCCCCAAAUGGUCACAUUCCUCUUUGAAAGCUUAUUACUGUCAUGUCCCUUGAGAAUGCCAGGGGGACGUCCCUCAGCGUAUGGAAACACCCAAACCAGGAGAGGUAUUGAAGGAAGGGAUCUAGUGAAGGUUGUCUGCUCUCCAUAUUACAAGUCAGUGUUCAAGUCAGCUUUCUGGUGAGGUGUGAGUUUGGGAAAAGGGGUUCUAGAAUUUCAGGACAGCUGGGCUCAACAGUAAGGUCGCCCGGCAGCAGGGCUGAUACUGCGAGGCUGAAACAAUCCUUGUGAUGAAGUAGAUCAUGCAGUAACAUACAAAAACCAAGGACUUGUAUAUUUUUAUAUCUGUGUGGUUUUAAAACUUUAGUACUUAGAAUUUUGGCCUUCUGCAUUACUCUCUUGCUCUUGUAAACAAUUUACAUUUAAGAAUGGAACGGGAUGACAUUUACCUAUGAGUUCACUGCCUCAUUCCUGGUGAAACAACUGCUAGUUGUACACCUCUAAGAUGAUGCUGUUUUCUCUGCUAAAGGUAAAAGAAAAGAAAAGAAGAGUUGGGCAAUAAGGCUUGCCACUUACUCUGCUUUGAAUAAAUUUAUGUAGCAGAAACUCUACAAUGAAGGAAGAAUUCUAUGAAAAUUGCAAAUCCUAAACUCUAUGGUGUUAUCUUCCUAGGGAAUGGAGAAAGGCAGUAAGAUGGCAGUUAGACUAAAGGAGGCUUGAAGGAGUCAAGUAUAAGUAAUGUCUUAUAUAAAACAUAGCAGUUUAGGUCCCCAUAAUCUUCAAGAAUAGUCACAAAUCUCAUAAAGUGAAGUUCAUUGUUUUAGGAUUUUUUAAAAAUGUGUUGUACCUAAGGCCAUACUUACUAUUCUAUGCUAUCACUGCAAAGGAGUGAUAUGUAUGUAUUAUAUGAAAAAAGUCCUUAAUGCACUGUUAUCUCCUAAAUAUUUAGUAAAUUAAUACUAUUUAAUUUUUUUAAAGAUCUGUCUGUGUAGACACUAAAAGUAUUACACAAAAUCUGGACCGAAGAUGUCCUUUUUAACAACAAUUUAAAGUACUUUUUAUAUAUGUUAUGUAGUAUAGCCUUUCUAAACUGCCUAGUUUGUAUUUCCCAUAAUUCCUAUUUGUGAAGUGUACCUGUCCUUGUCUCUUUUCUCAGUCAUUUUCUGCACGCAUCCCUCUUUCUAUGAUUAUAGAGACGACUGUGUGUGCUUUCCAGACUCCACUGCGAGGUAUGCGCUGAGCCGGCUGCGCCCGGGCGAGGCUGCUCUGGGGGCGCAGGACGAGCUGCAGCUUUGGAGCGGAGUGCUUCCCGCUUUUGAGUUGUCCUGACAUCCUUCUUGAAAUGACUGUUAAGACUAAAAUAAAUUACAUUGCAUUUAUUUUAUAUUCCUGGUUGUAAUAAAACUUAAUUGACUUUG
Molecule: messenger RNA, 7300 nt
Organism: Equus caballus (horse)
Lineage: Eukaryota; Metazoa; Chordata; Mammalia; Perissodactyla; Equidae
Gene: CDK19
Product: cyclin dependent kinase 19
Biological process (GO): protein phosphorylation
Cellular component (GO): nucleus; cytosol
Molecular function (GO): ATP binding; protein serine/threonine kinase activity
Source: RefSeq, a predicted model, not a curated record